AUGCAGCCUAUGAUAAUCAAUACUCCGAUAAAUAAUCAAUUACAACAGCAGAUGCUACUGAAUCAAUCGUCUAAGACGAUUCAAAUCAGAAUAGAUAAUAUUCCUCCCAAUAAGAAUUGGAAAGAAGUGCGUUAUCUAAUAGGUGGGAUUAUCCAUCAUUCCAAUAUUUUACAAGUCAAACUAUUGCCUCCCCUAACUUCCAUCGUGCCUCCAUUUUUAACUUUUCAUUCUUGUUUAAUCACGUUAAAAAAUAAAUUAGGUUGGGAUCAAAUAAAUAGAUUGAUUGCUAUCUUGAAUAAUUAUCAAUGGGACUUCUACCAAUUAUAUGCUUACAAUUUUUCUCUUUAUGAUUUCCAAUUACCGCCUAAUGCAAGUCCUUAUCAUAUGAAUAUGCUACCGACAAAUAAUAUGUCUCUAACCUUACCCGUACAAAUCCCUUCUACUUUACCUCCCCCCCAUUCCACAUCAACAGCUACACAUGCAACUUCUUUAAGUCCAAAACUUAUUAAUUCAAGUUUGAAUUCAAAAUCGAAUUCAAUUUCGAAUUCAAACAAUAAUGUAAAUUCAAAUAAUUCGCCUCCCAAUAAUUAUCAAUUAUCUCAUUCACGUUCAAGGUCACAAGGUUCGAUGGGGAAUACAACUACUACUAAUACAACUAAUUCAAGUACAAUCAAUACUAGUGAUUAUUAUACAACUGCAACGAAUAAUAAUAAUAAUAAUAAUAGUAAUAUCAACAAUGUUGGAAAACAAAAUUCAUUAACAAAUGGUUAUCCACGCCCAUAUCCGUCCUCCUAUGAAACGACAAGAACGAACUCAAAUAAAAGCAGCAAUCCCAAUUCAAGGCAUUCUUCAAUAUCUACUAGUCAAAUAUCGUCAAAUCAAUCACCAAGUCGACAUAUUCAUGCUCAACAGCAGCAACAAAAUGCAACAUUUGCAAAUAGUUCUACUUUAAAUAAUGGUAUUCAAAUGCACUCAUCUCAAGUUCCGCCUCCCCCACCGGUAAUACCAUAUAAUAAUUUUAUCAAUCAACAACCAAUUUAUCCCGAAUUUUAUUUUAGUACAAACGGCACGGCUAUAAAUCAUAAUAGCAAUACUCAAAUGAUACAACAUAUUGCAAGACUAAAUAACCCAAAUAAUAUGAGUCGUAGUAGCCAUACGUACAAUAAUAAGAAUGGUACCAUUACUGGCUCAAGAUAUUAUAUGAAUUCAACUAAUAACAACCUUAAUAAUGGCUUGGUUAUUAAUGGCUCUAAUAAAAAAGCUAAUAGUUCAAACAACAUAUCCAAUAGAAAUAAUAAAAUGCAACUAAAUGAGAUAUUAGAGAAUGAACAAAAAAAAUUACAGCCAAUGACAGAAUAUGAAAUCAAAGCAAAAAUUGAAGCCAAUAAAAGAAGGUUAAGACAAAUUUUUAAUGAAAAAAAUUUUAGAAAGCAAAUGACUCAUAGAAAUAUGUUUCAAUUGAUGUUAGAGAAUUUCCCACCAUUAUUAUUAUUGGAUUCCAUGACAGAUGAUUUAAAUUCUUUAAAAUCAAAAUUGGAUAAAAACUAUUAUAACAAUAGCACUAAAGUAGCUUCUAAUGUUGUUGAAACAAAUGGGAAACAAAUAAAGGGCACGAAUACUACUACAACAAUCACAUAUUUUGAUUCUUCUCCUUCUCAGGAUAAAACUAAUAAUAAAUAUCAAUUAAAAGAUACUUCAAAAGAAGAUAUUGAAGUUUUAAGAGUAGAAAAUCCAAAUAAAUUUCAGAGCAAAUUAAGAUGGACAAUUUUAAAAGAUUUCAUUAAAUUGAAAUGUCCAACAUUAUUAGAUUCCACAUAUUUGCCAAGAAAUAGAAAUAAUACAAUAAAUAAUACUAAUAGCCAUGAAAAUGAUGGUAAUGAUGCAAACAUAACGAGCUCAACUGAAAAAGAAAUUAAUGGUAAAGAAGAUGAUAAAAGCUCUAUGACAGAAACACUAGAAGCUAAUAAUGAUAAUUUGACAUCAACAACAUCACAGUCAAAUGUGAUAACAAAUUCUACCUCAAACAUAAGUAAUAAUGUAGUUAGUAGUGGUAGCAAAGAAACCCUUAAUUUACAAAAUGUCAAUAAAAUUCCAUCUCUUAAUAAUUGCAAUCAUGUAGAUGUCAACAGUGAUGUUACUACAACGGCUAAUAAUACUAAUAAUAAUAAUGAAAAUGAAAGAAUACUGAGAGAAAUUGAAGAAUUUUAUGUAGGUGUCUAUGAGCAGGAGGAAAAGAUCGUAAAAUUAAUCUACCCAAAAUCUUCAAUGGAAAAUUAUCCUGAGAUAAAUGCAAUGAAAUCAUUUCAAAAUGAUUUUAACCAAAAAAAUAAUAACGAUGACAAUGAUGAGAAAAAUAUGGCCGAAGAUGAAAAUAUGUACGAUGAAAAAUAUAUACUAACGGUAACAUAUAAAGCAAUCAUCGGCUUCCAUGAUAAAGAAUUGAAAGAAUUGGCUUUGAAAAGCUUAGAUGAUCAAGAGUAUUCACUAGGUUUUAAGUUAAAAGUGCAUGACUUAGCACCCUGGGUUGAAAACCCAAAUUUGAAAGGUAGCCAAGAUGGUUGCAAUAAUAAUGAUUUGGAUACUAUAUUUCGUAUAACGAAUUCAGAAAUAAAAGAAGUAGAGAAUACUCUAAAUAAUAAUGAUGAUAAUUCCCAUACAAUUAAUACAGCUAUUAAUAAUGAUAAUAUAGCAAAUACACCUAAUGUAUCAAAAGAUACAAAUAUGCUUGCACCUACUAACUUGGAUUCUAAAGCUUAG
Messenger RNA from Henningerozyma blattae CBS 6284, 2757 nucleotides. RefSeq lists its product as uncharacterized. The record is from RefSeq and is a predicted model, not a curated record. Bases 1 to 2757 code for a protein of 918 amino acids. NCBI's taxonomy places the organism in Eukaryota, Fungi, Ascomycota, Saccharomycetes, Saccharomycetales, Saccharomycetaceae. The transcript has a single exon.